Molecule: messenger RNA, 799 nt
Organism: Nycticebus coucang (slow loris)
Lineage: Eukaryota; Metazoa; Chordata; Mammalia; Primates; Lorisidae
Gene: PRG2
Product: proteoglycan 2, pro eosinophil major basic protein
Exons: 6
Coding region: 41-724 (227 amino acids)
Biological process (GO): immune response
Source: RefSeq, a predicted model, not a curated record
CCUGAAGACACAAGAAAACCUCGCCUAGGACAAAGCCAAGAUGAAACUCCCCCUCCUUCUGGCUCUUCUAUUUGGGGCAGUUUCUGCUCUUCAUCUGAGGGCUAAAACUUCCAACUUGGAGAGCACCUUGGGAGCUGAGACCCUGCCUCAGCACAGGGAGAUGCCAGAACAAGAGGCAGAGGAGGCCCCUCCUGAGGAGAUGGCCUCACUGGAGGAAGAGGAGAAGGGGGGUUGUGGCAGUGAAGACGCCCCUGAGGAAGAGAAGGCGGCCGAGUCCAUCUCAGCCCUAGAUGUGGUGGACAAGGACAUUCAGUGUCAGUGUCCGAAGGAAGAGGACACAGUAAAAAUAAUGGGGAUCCCUGGGUGCAAGACCUGCCGCUUCGUCCUGGUGAAUGCUGCCAGGAAUUUUAAUUGCGCCCAGUCAACUUGCCGGAGUUGCUACGGGGGCAACCUGGUCUCCAUCCACAGCUACAGCUUUAAUUCACAAAUCCAGUGCACAAUUCGCAGUUACUGCCAGAACUACGUCUGGCUUGGGGGUGUGGCCUCAGGCAUGGGUUCCUGCACACAGAUGAGCUGGGUUGACCACAGCUGCUGGAAUUUUCAAUACUGGGCUGCGGGCCAGCCCUCGGUCUGCAGUGGCAGAUGUGUAACCAUGAAUUCUGGAGCAGGCUAUUGGAGUCUAGCCAACUGCAACCUGUGCCUCCCCUUCGUGUGUUCCUACUGAGCAGGCUCCAGAGUUCAGAGCCACCCGUCUUGGGCAGCUGCUUCCCUUCCCCUGCCUGCUGCCCCUCCCUCCACC